GCUAAAGCCUUCAAACAUCCCCAAGGUCGUUGGCCAAAGAAGAGUGCUGAAUUUCUAUUGCAACUUUUGAAGAAUGCUGAAAGUAAUGCUGAGUACAAGGGAUUGGAUACCGAUCACUUGGUGAUUGAACACAUUAUGGUGAAUGCUGCACCCAAAAUGAGGAGGAGGACAUACCGUGCUCAUGGUCGAAUCAAUCCUUACAUGAGUAGUCCCUGCCACAUUGAGCUUAUCCUGGCCGAACGGGAACAAGCUGUUCCACGACCAGGUGCCACUGAUGAUGAACCAGUGAAGAAGAAGGUUUCUCAAAAGAAACUUAAAAGACAGAAAAUGAUGAUGAGGGAUUAAAUAAAUUAUUGUUCACUGGU
Molecule: messenger RNA, 365 nt
Organism: Saccostrea cuccullata (small rock oyster)
Lineage: Eukaryota; Metazoa; Mollusca; Bivalvia; Ostreida; Ostreidae
Product: large ribosomal subunit protein uL22-like
Exons: 3
Biological process (GO): cytoplasmic translation
Cellular component (GO): ribosome; cytosolic large ribosomal subunit
Molecular function (GO): structural constituent of ribosome
Source: RefSeq, a predicted model, not a curated record